AACCUCCACCGCGCGAAACGUUAACCUCCAAACACUGUGUCUUUUUCGCAUCCGCCCAUUGCGCCGCCCAUCGCACUCCAUCGCCUUCGCGAACGUUAAUCAAACUGCGGUUCCCACAUCUCUCCGACCAGCCGACCGGCAUGGACUUCUCCGACAUCUUUCGCAUGGUGAACUUCGCCACUGCGGUUUUCAUGGUCCUCGGCGGCGUAACAAAGUUCAUCCACCCAGGCGGCUUCGCGAACAUCAUUCUUGGUGUAUACUUGGUCAUCUUUGGUGCUGCCACCGGACUCCUUGAGGUCCAGAUCCCCCCACAAGUCACCCGCUAUGCUUCGUUCAUGUUCUCGUUCAUCGGCCGUGGAGUUUUCUAUGUCUUCGUCGGUUCCGUAGCCGUUGGUGACGGUUGGUGGCGCAUCAUCCCCGGCACCAUUGUCGGUGUUGUUGGCCUCGCGUACAUCGUCCUUGAGUUUAUCCCGUCCAUUGAGCCGCCUGCAAACAUGCGCGAUGCCGAUGCUGGCUGGGGCGCAGAACAGGUCUAAAACGUCCAAGCGGCUAUGCAAUUCGAGGAUGGCGAUCGAUCAUUCCUCAAAACCUAGACGAUUGUAGAAAGAGGGACGGGGUUGGCUCGUACAUGAUCGCAUACUGUGUGAUGAGUGGAAAACAUUUGGAUGUGGGUGGACUGCGGAAUUGGCGCACAGUGGUGACGACCCAUAUGUUGUUUUGAGUUCGUUGGGGUUCAGGAAAGGAACUGGAUACGUGUGCACGCCUCACGACAUGGCGUGCCACGGGCUGUUGUAUGCUAUCAGUAGACGGUAGGCAAUUUGACGACUUGGUCAAUGGUUCCAACAAGCGA
Messenger RNA from Paraphaeosphaeria sporulosa, 850 nucleotides. RefSeq names its product COPI associated. Lineage: Eukaryota; Fungi; Ascomycota; Dothideomycetes; Pleosporales; Didymosphaeriaceae. Bases 141 to 536 code for a protein of 131 amino acids. Gene Ontology annotation, cellular component: Golgi membrane. The record is from RefSeq and is a predicted model, not a curated record. Gene Ontology annotation, biological process: vesicle-mediated transport. The transcript is spliced from 6 exons.